Messenger RNA from Halteromyces radiatus, 994 nucleotides. Its product is annotated as nucleophile aminohydrolase. Gene Ontology annotation, biological process: ubiquitin-dependent protein catabolic process. NCBI's taxonomy places the organism in Eukaryota, Fungi, Mucoromycota, Mucoromycetes, Mucorales, Cunninghamellaceae. The transcript has 7 exons. The record is from RefSeq and is a predicted model, not a curated record. Gene Ontology annotation, cellular component: proteasome core complex, alpha-subunit complex; nucleus; proteasome core complex. Bases 100 to 918 code for a protein of 272 amino acids.
CUUUUCUUUCUUUCUUUCUUUUGUUAUCUAUUCAAAUUCGCCUCUUUUUUUUUUUUAUUUAUUUUCUUUCCUUGUCUUUUAAAUUUGUCCAUUUGAAUCAUGUUUCGAAACCAAUACGACAAUGAUGUCACCACUUGGUCCCCACAAGGUCGUAUCCAUCAAGUAGAAUAUGCUGUUGAAGCUGUGAAACAAGGAUCAGCCGCUAUUGGGUUGAGAAGUAAUGAAAACGUAGUGUUAUUAGCUCUCAAGCGUUCUUCCGGUGAACUUGCCUCUUAUCAAAAGAAACUUAUCAAGAUUGAUGAUCAUAUGGGUAUUGGUAUUGCUGGGUUAACUUCUGAUGCUCGUGUAUUGAGCAACUUUAUGCGUACCGAAGCCAUGCGGUCAAAAAUGUUAUAUGAUCGACCUUUACCUGUACAACGUAUUGUUAGUGCUAUUGGUGACAAGGCACAAGUAAAUACUCAACAAUAUGGCCGUAGACCCUAUGGUGUUGGUCUUCUUGUGAGCGGCUAUGAUGAAACGGGACCUCAUUUGUUUGAAUGUUCACCAUCUGGCACCAUUUUUGAAUAUCAUGCCAUGUCCAUUGGUGCUCGAUCUCAAUCUGCAAAAACUUAUUUGGAAAACAAUUUUGAAUCUUUUGCUGAAGCAUCAUUGGAAGAACUUAUACGUCAUGGUCUUCAAGCACUUCGUGAUACAUUGCAACAAGACAAAGAAUUGAACAUUGAUAAUACAUCACUGGGUAUCGUAGGAAAGGACAAGCCAUUUGAAAUCAUUGAAGGUGAUGCUUUGCAAAAGUAUCUUGACUUAUUGGGAGAUGAUAUAGGAAGAACUCGACGUGGUGAUGCUUCAACAACAACAACCAAUGAACCUUCUUCUUCUACUGGUGAAGAUGAUGUGGUUGCUAUGGAUACCGAUAAUUGAAACUUUUAGUGUAGAAACAAAAUAGUUGAAUAAUAAUAAUAAAAAAAAAGGUCUUCAAACAUGCAUAUUUCUUUUU